GACCACCAACAAUGAAGACUUAAUGGGAGCUUUCUUGUCUAAAUCUAAACCAACAGAUACAAAUACAAAUACAGCCUAUAAGCUUAACAAAAUUACUAACACAAGUUCACAAACAAGCAACAAAGAAAGUUGGGCUAACUUGACAGAACAAGAAAACCCUUGA
Dentiscutata heterogama is the source of this 163-nucleotide messenger RNA. The record is from the annotation of a GenBank genome assembly. Lineage: Eukaryota; Fungi; Glomeromycota; Glomeromycetes; Diversisporales; Gigasporaceae.